Eruca vesicaria subsp. sativa (arugula) is the source of this 1789-nucleotide messenger RNA. The record is from the annotation of a GenBank genome assembly. NCBI's taxonomy places the organism in Eukaryota, Viridiplantae, Streptophyta, Magnoliopsida, Brassicales, Brassicaceae.
AAGAAAACAAAAAUUGAAAGCAGAAAAAGAAACAGUACGGGCGAAAGAAGGGGGGAGAGAGAGAGAGAAGAGAAGAAGAAGGAAUCAGUGUCGAAGCAUCUCACAGCUUUCUUUCUCCGAAGGCAGGUUAGGUGAGAGAGUUCUACUUAACUCUUUACUGUACACCAAAUCCCUAAAAAAAAGGAAAGGGUGCUUCCAUGGACAUGUAUGGCUCGCAAUCUGCACAUGGAGAUGCUGACACUGGACUCGAAGAAUCGAUGUGGCGAUUAGGGCUGGGUAGUGAGACGUACCCAGAGAGACCAGCUGCCCCUGACUGUCCCUACUACAUGCGUACUGGUGUCUGCGGUUACGGUUCUCGAUGCCGUUACAAUCAUCCUCCUGAUCGUGCCACCGUUGAAGCUACUGUUAGAGCUACAGGGCAGUAUCCAGAACGCAUUGGUGAACCUCCAUGUCAGUUUUAUUUGAAAACUGGAACCUGUAAAUUUGGGGCGUCAUGCAAAUUCAACCAUCCAAGGAAUGCUGGUGGAUCCAUGAGCCACGUUCCUCUCAAUAUCUAUGGAUACCCUGUACGACAGGGUGGUGAGAAAGAAUGCUCCUACUAUUUGAAAACGGGGCAGUGCAAAUUUGGUAUUACCUGUAAAUUUCAUCAUCCUCAGCCUGUUGCUGCUGCAACACCACCACCACCGCCACCAGCAUCUGCACCUCAGUUUUAUCCAUCGGUGCAGCAGUCACUUAUGCCUGGAGCUCCAUCCUCUAGCUUGAGAGUUGCCAGAACUCUUCUUCCAGGUUCUUAUAUGCAAGGCGCCUAUGGUCCAAUGCUAUUAACCCCAGGAGUGCUUCCUAUUCAAGGCUGGAGUCCUUACUCGGUGACCACCCUUCCUUUAUUUAUUUAUUUCUUUCUUAAUUUGCUUCCUUCUCCUCUGUUAAUUUUGAUUUCCAUCCAGGCACCUGUGAGCCCUGCUCUAUCUCCUGGGGCAACUUCUUUAUACGGAGUUGCACAGCUCUCUUCCACCACUCCCGGGGUUUAUCCAUCUCUGCCCUCUCCUACAGGUGUUACUCAUAGCUUUCCAGAGAGACCCGGUGAAUUAGAGUGCCAGUACUAUCUGAAGACAGGAGAUUGUAAAUUUGGAACAUCUUGCAAGUUUCAUCAUCCUCGAGAUCGGGUUCCACCAAGAGCUGAUUGUAACCUCAGCCCCAUUGGUCUUCCUCUACGCCCGGGUGUGCAACGCUGCACUUUCUACAUACAAAACGGUUUCUGUAAGUUUGGAUCAACGUGUAAAUUUGAUCAUCCAAUGGCAUACAAUGCUUCUGCGUCCUCACUCGCUGAUGCACCGGUGAGCUCUCUCUUGGGUGCUCUCGCAGUCGGGGCCCCCCCUUCGUCGACUGGGCUCAUAUCUGGAGCUGAAAAUGAUCAAUACUUGUCCGGACUGCCUACUACAAGAACCACAUCUAACAUCUCAGCAGGUUUGAUAUUCUCCCAGAGCGGUGGCUCAAUUCCUUUCUCUGACCUACAACUCUCGAGCCAGACCUCUCUUCCUCUAACAGGUAGCAGAUUCACAAGACAAGGCCGAGAAAUCCGUCGAUCCUUUUGAAUUGAUCACCUCCAAAGAAAAAAAGGACUCUGGAUCACCUUUUGCAAUUCUUAAUCUAUAUCAUUAUUAUUACUAUUAUAUAGAAGCAUGUGAUGUUGAUUUAUAUAUAAUCUCCGGACGAAAAGAACAGCUAUUUAUGUAUAAGAACUGAGUGGGAAUCACAUAUAUAAGAGGAAAUGUGUAUAUGUGCACAGUUC